This is a messenger RNA of Scleropages formosus (Asian bonytongue), 2590 nucleotides long. It is a transcript of the gene kcnab1a, whose product is annotated as potassium voltage-gated channel subfamily A regulatory beta subunit 1a. Lineage: Eukaryota; Metazoa; Chordata; Actinopteri; Osteoglossiformes; Osteoglossidae. Gene Ontology annotation, cellular component: cytoplasm; voltage-gated potassium channel complex; membrane. Bases 531 to 1727 code for a protein of 398 amino acids. The record is from RefSeq and is a predicted model, not a curated record. Gene Ontology annotation, molecular function: potassium channel regulator activity; transmembrane transporter binding; voltage-gated potassium channel activity. Gene Ontology annotation, biological process: transmembrane transport; regulation of potassium ion transmembrane transport; potassium ion transport. The transcript is spliced from 14 exons.
UGGAGCGAGAAGACGAGUGUGCUCUGGGCUGGAGACCUGGAGCUGCUGCCUUACCACGGUACACUCUCACCACGACGCAGCUGCAAAGCAGCUCUCCAACGGAGGCGAACUGAGGCCAAGACGAGGUUCUCGGAGAAAAUCUGGGGCAGAAUCCCGCUGAUGACACACAUUGGCAGCGACGGCACGGCGAACACUUCGCACUGAGAGGUGGCGGCAGCGGCGGCGGCUCAGCGAGAGAGAAGGGGCUUCUGCACAUUCCUGGGAUGCUCCGGCACCCCGGCCGUGACCGAGAGCUCGGCUUGCCGCUGAGAACCCGGCAGCCCCGGUGCCUCGGCCACGCGUAGAGCGGCGGGUCGGAACCCUCGCGCCGCUGCGGAACGCGUCCAGUCGCUCGGGUACCCCCCCCCUCCGGCGACGCUCCUCCGGGGCCAGACGGGCGCGAGUCGCCGUGAAGUCGUCCGCGUCGCUCCUAUCCCCUCCCGGCGCCGCGCAGCCCCCGGUGCGAGAGCGGCGUCCCCGCGAGCCGAGCCAUGCAGGUGUCCAUCGCCUGCACGGAGCACAACCUGAAGGGGCGCAACGGGGAGCACGGCAAGCAAAGCGCCAGCAGCCCCAACAUGGUGAACGCGGCGCGGGCCAAGUUCCGCACGGUGGCCAUCAUCGCCCGCAGCUUCGGCUCCUUCACGCCGCGGCACCACAUCUCCCUGAAGGAGUCCACAGGCAAGCUGACGGGCAUGAAGUACCGGAACCUGGGCAAAUCGGGACUGCGGGUCUCCUGUCUCGGGCUCGGUACAUGGGUAACUUUUGGAGGUCAAAUUUCCGAUGAGGUUGCAGAGCAGCUCAUGACAAUCGCCUAUGAAAACGGGGUCAACUUGUUUGACACAGCAGAGGUGUAUGCUGCUGGGAGAGCUGAGAUCAUUCUGGGCAACAUCAUCAAGAAAAAGUGCUGGAGGCGUUCCAGUCUGGUCAUCACCACUAAGCUGUACUGGGGAGGAAAGGCUGAGACAGAGAGGGGCCUUUCCAGAAAGCACAUCAUUGAAGGACUCAAAGGGUCCCUCCAGAGGAUGCAGCUGGACUAUGUGGAUGUGGUGUUCGCCAACCGGCCGGACAGCAACACGCCCAUGGAGGAGAUUGUGAGGGCCAUGACGUACGUAAUCAACCAGGGCAUGGCAAUGUACUGGGGGACCUCACGAUGGACCGCUAUGGAGAUCAUGGAGGCGUACUCCGUGGCCCGUCAGUUCAACAUGAUCCCACCCGUGUGCGAGCAGGCCGAGUACCAUAUGUUUCAGAGGGAGAAGGUGGAGGUUCAACUACCAGAACUCUACCAUAAGAUAGGUGUGGGCGCCAUGACGUGGUCUCCCCUCGCCUGCGGCAUCAUCACGGGGAAGUACGAGAAUGGAAUUCCGGAAGCUUCCAGGGCUUCUAUGAAGUCAUACCAGUGGCUCAAGGACAAGAUAGUGAGUGAAGAUGGCAGGAAACAGCAGGCCAAGCUGAAGGAGCUGGGUCACAUCGCCGAGAAACUUGGCUGCACACUCCCUCAGCUCGCAGUGGCUUGGUGUCUCCGGAACGAGGGUGUGAGCUCUGUGCUCCUCGGGACUUCAAACCCAGAACAGCUGACUGAGAACCUGGGCGCUAUACAGGUGCUUCCAAAGAUGACAUCUCAUGUUGUGUCGGAGAUCGACCACAUCCUGGGAAACAGGCCCUACAGUAAGAAGGACUACCGCUCGUAGACCUCGGUGGCUCAGGGGUGCAGGGCUCUGGACUGAGGCCAGAUGCCUGCAGAGGUCCCCGUUCCUGGUGCAGAGCUGCUCGGCUUCUCGGCCCUGCAUCGCACGCUGAGCUUUCCCACCAUAACCGCAUGCCCGCAGGGAACGUGUGCCUGACUGUUUCCGAAACAUAGCGAACGACGACGCGAGGAAAACAUGUAGAAUAAGAAACCAAAACGCUGUACAUUGGUAUGACAAGGUACAUUAACUCCCAAAGCUGCAUCGUUACCCCCAACACACCUGUGCAUUAGUGAGUCGUGACCCCUGCACUUGCUUGUCCUCUGUGAGAGAACUUCCUUUUUGUAGAGCAUCGGAAGACGGACAACAAGCUGUCCUUGGCGGGAGGACGCAGGUGAAAAGCGCUCUUCUCUCCACUGCGCCAGCAGACUGCGCCUUUGCGUCCAUCAGGAGCGUAGAAAGAACCUCGUCGUCCGAGCCUAUAGGAGAAACGCCCGUCUCGUCUCUGCCUGUGUAUUAAAAUUGCACUGAUUGAUAAAUCCAACGAUCGGAAUGUAUCAGAAGCAACACGUCGACUGCGAAGAACAAGGAGUAUAUCUAUAAUGCUUGUUUACUGAAGGGCUGGGGUGAAUACAAGUCGUAUAUACGUAUAAGUAUUAUAAUAAAACAUACCUUCACAAGUUUGUUUUUUAGGAUGAACACUGUAAAAUACCCACGUGACCUCAGAGCCUCCUCGCUGAUGGAACAGCCUGUAAAUAAGUGUGUGUGUGCAGGUGCGUGCUCCCUGAGGCUGUUCUGAAAGUGAUGCUCCCUCUUAUCUUCCUUCCUGAAGCUGGCAAACCUGGGCCUUGGUUUUCCACUUUGCGCCG